This is a messenger RNA of Larimichthys crocea (large yellow croaker), 2253 nucleotides long. RefSeq names its product solute carrier family 23 member 4 (gene slc23a4). Bases 81 to 1940 code for a protein of 619 amino acids. Gene Ontology annotation, cellular component: membrane. Gene Ontology annotation, biological process: transmembrane transport. The transcript is spliced from 12 exons. NCBI's taxonomy places the organism in Eukaryota, Metazoa, Chordata, Actinopteri, Sciaenidae. The record is from RefSeq and is a predicted model, not a curated record. Gene Ontology annotation, molecular function: transmembrane transporter activity.
UUCUCUUUUUUUUUUUCUUCCACUUUUCUGUGUUGUUUUCCGGCAUAGAGGACCACCUGAGCCUGUAGACUGAAGCUGACAUGGCUUCAGAGAAGGAAAGUAAUGGACUUGACAACUAUGCAUUUGCACUUGAAGGGCACUUUUGUGAUCUACCUGAAACAGAACAUGGAGAAGAAAUGGACACAUCUAUGGAGGGAGACAACAACAAGUUAGCAUAUUGUGUAACAGAUGUACCUCCCUGGUACCUGUGCAUCCUUCUAGGCAUCCAGCACUGUUUGACUGCAUUUGGAGGCAUCAUCGCCAUCCCCUUAAUCCUGUCUCAGGGGUUGUGUUUGCAACAUGAUGGCCUCACACAAAGUCACCUCAUCAGUACCAUCUUCUUCGUCUCUGGUAUUUGCACUCUGCUGCAAGUUACCUUCGGCAUUAGACUACCCAUUCUCCAAGGUGGUACAUUCACAUUACUGGCACCUUCCAUGGCAAUGCUUUCUAUGCCAGAGUGGUCGUGUCCAGCUUGGACCCAAAAUGCUAGCCUAGUCAACACCUCCUCCCCAGAAUUUAUAGAGGUGUGGCAAAGUAGAAUGAGAGCACUCCAGGGGUCCAUUAUGGUCGGCUCACUUUUGCAGGUGUUUGUUGGUUUCUCCGGCCUCAUUGGCCUCUUCAUGCGCUUCAUCGGACCUCUUACUAUUGCUCCCACCAUCUCUCUCAUUGGACUGUCCCUGUUUGACUCAGCUGGUACCAAUGCCGGCUUUCAUUGGGGCAUUGCUGUCAUGACUAUAGUACUGAUCACCCUGUUCUCACAGUAUCUCCGUCACAUACCUGUGCCCUUUCCUGCGUACAGCAAGGAUAAAAAACUACACGUCUCCCGUGUCUACGUCUUUCAGAUUCUCCCUGUUCUGCUUGGGAUCACUUUAUCAUGGCUAAUCUGCUACAUUUUGACCACAUACAAUGUACUUCCUGCUGAGCCAGACAAGUAUGGUUACAUGGCCCGCACUGAUCUAAAGGGAAAUGUUUUGAGCCAAGCUCCCUGGUUCACUUUUCCAUACCCAGGUCAGUGGGGGAUACCGACUGUAAGCCUUGCAGGGGUGGUUGGCAUCUUGGCUGGUGUGAUUUCCUCAAUGAUAGAAUCUGUAGGGGACUACCAUGCUUGUGCCAGGCUAUCUGGGGCUCCACCUCCCCCUAAACAUGCUAUCAACAGGGGUAUUGGCAUUGAGGGACUUGGCUGUCUGCUGGCUGGAGCCUGGGGUACAGGAAAUGGUACCACUUCAUACAGCGAAAAUGUUGGAGCCCUUGGUAUUACAAAGGUUGGCAGUCGCAUGGUGAUAGUAGCCAGUGGAGUCUUGAUGAUUAUUAUGGGUGUGUUUGGUAAAGUUGGUGCUAUAUUCACCACUAUCCCACAACCCGUGGUAGGGGGAAUGUUCAUGGUUAUGUUUGGUGUCAUCUCUGCAGCAGGAGUUUCUAAUUUGCAGUAUGCAGAUAUGAAUUCAUCUCGAAACAUCUUCAUUUUUGGCUUCUCCAUGUUCUCUGGUUUGGUCAUUCCUAACUGGAUAUUAAAGUACCCUGAGGCGAUUACUACAGGUGUAGUUGAACUUGACCAGAUGCUGCAGGUCCUACUGACAACCAGUAUGUUUGUAGGAGGUUUCUUUGGCUUCAUACUGGACAACACAAUUCCAGGAUCAAAGCAUGAACGAGGCAUCGUGGCCUGGAACAAGGCUCAUGAAGACGACUCCAGCAACACACUUGAGAGUGGAGAAGUCUACAACCUUCCCUUUGGCAUUACCUCUUUUUUGUCUUCUUCCUCAUGGACCCGGUACAUGCCUUUCUGUCCUCCUGGUGUGCGCAGUUCCCCGGAUGAAUGCGGGGCUAAUACUAAUGCCCUGGAAUCUAAGCAGCCACCGAGAGAUCAAGACCCCCCACAGAUCCUUAUUGGAGUCACUCUAUGAGUGGUGUAGUCAUGUCAGCAUGCCGUGCCAUUUUUGGGAAUUUUCAAAAAAACAUGCCAUCCGUGGCAGCUCAGUUUGGACCUCCUGUCUUUUGUUAAAGAGACUGUACUGUAACAAGACACAGUGCAAAAUAUAUCACUUUUAAAAUGGCGUUUGAGGAUGACAUUUUGAUUAAAAUAAGAUUAAUAUAUGGACUUCCUCCUGUAGGAAGCCCUUAAGGAAUCUACAGUUACUUUAGUAAACAUUUUGUAAAUUAUUAAUUAUAUAGUUGACAUAUAUGUAUACGCACACACACACACAGACACACACACAU